GAUCACAAUAUGAUACAAUUAUGAAACUGAAAAUAUUACAUAAUAUUUACGCCACACUGCAGAUUAGUUAAGUGCCUUUUUUUUAAUCUUCUGAAUAUUCUCAAGCUUCUGUGGUCAUAUAGGCCUAGCUGUAGUUUGCGUAAUUAUUUAUAGCUGCUCUGAAACACACGUAUAGUAAAAAGUGCUAUAGAGAUAAACAUGAUUUAAUACAGUUAAAUAAUCUGAAUCUCAACAUCUUUUUUUUUUAAUCAACACAAACAAACAUACGCACAAAACAACAUUUAGGGCUUACAUGCUCACAGAUCAAAGUCUCCAUCAUAAAUACAUUCAUUUACCCACCUUGCACAGCUCCAUGUGUGGAAAUCAGGGACUGGACUUGGCUUACUUUACACUGCACAGCAAAAACACCAACAGAUACACUAGACCAACAGGACAUAAAAUGAGAGACAUAAUCUUGUGGUAGAGAAAAUACAGACAGGCAGACAAGAAUGAAUUUCUGGAAGAAAAUGAAGAGGUCGGACUGGGUCCUUUCCACUGCUUUGCUCUCUCUUUAUGGUUUCUUUGCCAACUGCAGACCGGCAGAGCCUUUCCUUACGCCUUACUUGGUGGGACCCAAAAACAUCUCAGAGGAAGUGGUAACAAACUACCUCUUCCCCAUCUGGACGUACUCAUAUCUGGCCGUGCUCUGCCCAGUCUUCCUAUUGACAGAUUUGCUUAGAUACAAACCUCUAAUAAUAACUCAAGGUCUUUUUCUUGUCACAAAUUACAUCAUUCUGUGCUUUGCUACUAGUUUAAUGGCUCUGACCUACCUACAGUUCAACUUUGCAAUGGUCACCUCCACCGAAGUGGCCUAUUUCUCAUACAUUUACAGUGUUAUUCCUUCCGAACGCUACCAACGGGCCACAGGGUACGUUCGCAGUGCCAUGCUGACGGGAUUUACCUUUGGAGCCACAUUAGGACAGCUAUUAAUUUCACUGGCUGACACAAGCUACUUCCAUAUAAACACGAUUACUCUUGGUAUAAUGUCAGUGGCUUUCUGUAUUUCUUUGGGCCUGCCCAUGCCUCAGCAAGGAAUGUUUUUUAAGAAGAAGGUGGAGAUGUCUAUGGACACUCUGAAUGAGGUUACAGAUGCAUUUGAGGGAGAAACAGAUCUAGCAAAGCAGGCUACGGGAGCAUGCUGUGAUUGGAGGAACCUGAAAACCUCCGGAAAACAAAUGUGGGAGAGCCUCAAGGAGUCCUACUCCUCCAGAAGACUGGUGCAGUGGUCCCUCUGGUGGGCUUUGGCUACAGCUGGAUAUGGACAGGUCUUUAAUUACGUUCAGCUGAUGUGGGACCACAUUGAGCCCUCAAGUACAUCCUCUGUGUAUAAUGGAGGAGUAGAGGCGGUCUGCACACUUGUAGGUGCAGCGGCAGCUUUCUCUGUGAGUUAUAUCAGAGUGCAGUGGGACGUGUGGGGCGAGCUCUCGCUGGGGGUUUUCUCUGCUAUAGGUGCAGGGUGUGUCUUUCUCAUGGGCCUCACCAGCAAUAUCUGGCUGUGCUACACAGGCUACGCUAUCUUCAAAGCGUCAUACAUGUUCCUCAUCACAAUCACAAUGUUUCAGAUAGCAGUUAACCUCUCUAUGGAAUGUUAUGCUCUAAUUUUUGGCAUUAACACUUUUGUUGCUCUUACACUUCAAACUCUACUUACUGCUAUUGUGGUGGACACUUCAGCCCUGGGACUGGACGUUGUGACACAGUUUGUUGUGUAUGGAGGUUACUACAGCACCAUCUCUGUGCUCUUCCUCUUACGAGGACUGUACACAGUUUGUAAGCAUUGUCGCAAAUCUGCAGAAGAAACAAAUACGGAGCGGAUAUCCUCUGCGCUUUAAGACAAAUAUGGAUCAGAAGGACAGGAUCUUGGUUCACAAUCACCACCACAAAAUAUUAAUGAACAAGUAGCAUUUUAAGUUAAAAUCACAAACCCAAUGCUUUUCUGUCUUUUUUAUGUUGUUAUCAAAAUACACAAAGUCUGUAUUGUAAUUGAUUGUGUAUCAAUAUAUUUAACUAUUCUGUUCUGUGAUAUCAUUUCUUGUUUACGAUAUAAAAUAAGUGAUUUGCACUUAGCAUACC
Carassius carassius (crucian carp) is the source of this 2109-nucleotide messenger RNA. It is a transcript of the gene slc19a3b, whose product is annotated as solute carrier family 19 member 3b. Gene Ontology annotation, molecular function: vitamin transmembrane transporter activity. The coding region runs from base 489 to 1868 and encodes 459 amino acids. The transcript has 5 exons. Lineage: Eukaryota; Metazoa; Chordata; Actinopteri; Cypriniformes; Cyprinidae. The record is from RefSeq and is a predicted model, not a curated record. Gene Ontology annotation, cellular component: plasma membrane. Gene Ontology annotation, biological process: transmembrane transport; vitamin transport.